This is a messenger RNA of Aspergillus chevalieri, 930 nucleotides long. RefSeq names its product class I SAM-dependent methyltransferase (gene COQ5). The transcript has 2 exons. Gene Ontology annotation, biological process: ubiquinone biosynthetic process. Gene Ontology annotation, molecular function: methyltransferase activity. Lineage: Eukaryota; Fungi; Ascomycota; Eurotiomycetes; Eurotiales; Aspergillaceae. The record is from RefSeq and is a predicted model, not a curated record. Bases 1 to 930 code for a protein of 309 amino acids.
AUGUCUCGGCCCCUCUGGCGGAGUCUGCAUUACAGUGCGAAGCGGAGGUUGGCGGCACCGACGCCCUACCGGUGCUUCUCCUGCUCCCUGCGUGCUCAGGACCAGCCAAGAAAGGAUGGACAGACGACGCACUUCGGAUUCAAGGAUGUACCCGAGGCACAAAAAGAGUCAAUGGUGGGAGCUGUCUUCAGCUCCGUAGCCAGCUCGUACGAUACGAUGAACGACCUUAUGUCGCUGGGAAUCCACCGUCUCUGGAAAGACCAUUUUGUACGCUCGUUGAACCCCGGGUCUGCUCUGCCGUCGCGCGACACCGACUCGACCGGUAGAGGCUGGAAUAUCCUGGAUAUCGCCGGCGGGACUGGCGACAUCGCUUUUCGCAUGCUGGACCAUGCCACAAAUAUCAACCACGACCUCAACACGCGGGUGACGAUCUCCGACAUCAACCCGGACAUGCUGGCGGAGGGGAAGAAGCGCAGCAUCGACACGCCGUACUACAACACGAACCGUCUAUCGUUUAUGGAAGCCAAUGCACAGACCAUGCCUUCUAUCCCGGAUAACUCGGUCGACCUCUACACGGUGGUCUUUGGGAUUCGCAACUUUACGGACAAGCAGGCAGCGUUGAAUGAGGCGUUCCGGGUUCUGAAGCCCGGUGGUGUGUUUGCGUGCAUGGAGUUCAGCAAGGUGGACAACGAGCUGUUCAAUGCGGUCUACAAGCGCUGGAGCUUCAGCGCGAUCCCGUUGAUUGGGCACUUGGUUGCUGGGGAUCGGGAUAGCUAUCAGUAUCUGGUGGAGAGUAUCGAACAGUUCCCCAGCCAAGAGGAAUUCCGGGGGAUGAUCCAAAAGGCCGGGUUUAUGAUUCCCGGACGAGGAUUUGAGAACCUGACAGGUGGGAUUGCAGCGAUUCACAAGGGAAUCAAGCCGAUUUCUUGA